Molecule: messenger RNA, 1428 nt
Organism: Rhea pennata
Lineage: Eukaryota; Metazoa; Chordata; Aves; Rheiformes; Rheidae
Gene: SNAPC3
Product: small nuclear RNA activating complex polypeptide 3
Exons: 9
Coding region: 1-1149 (382 amino acids)
Biological process (GO): snRNA transcription by RNA polymerase II; snRNA transcription by RNA polymerase III
Cellular component (GO): snRNA-activating protein complex
Molecular function (GO): RNA polymerase III type 3 promoter sequence-specific DNA binding; bent DNA binding; RNA polymerase II cis-regulatory region sequence-specific DNA binding
Source: RefSeq, a predicted model, not a curated record
AUGUCGGGCGGCAGCGGGGCGGCGGGAGCGGACACGGUGCCCGACUACGAGGUGGCGGAGCUGUACACGCGCGUGUUCCGCGUGGGCGCUCUGGGCCGCUGCUGGCGGCAGCAUCUGGGCCCGCCCGACCUCUCGCUGGCGGCGGAGGCGGGGGCGGAGCUGGAGCUGGCGGCGGCGGAGCUGGGCUGCGCGGCGGAGACGGCGGCCGAGCUGCGGGCUGUGUGCAGUGUUGAUAUGUUGAUGCCUUCUGAUGAAGAAAAGGACCCGGAAGUGAUUCCUGACAAUAGCAGUCUACUAACUCUUCGAAUUAGAAAGAAGGCACUAGAGAGGCGAGAAGAAACCAUAAUUGUGGAUCGGGCUUGCAGACAAGAAACACUUGCUUAUGAGAUGGAGUCUCAUGCAAUUGGAAAGAGACCAGACAAUCCAGAAGAUCUAGUUGAGGAGGGGGAACUGCUUUUGACUCUGAAUAUCUUCUAUCCUGUCAUAUUUCAGAAGCAUAAAGAUCACAAGCCAUAUCAGACAGUCCUUGUACUGGGCAGUCAGAAGCUCACCGAGCUGAGAGACUCUGUUUCCUGUGUCAGUGACCUCCAAAUAGGUGGUGAGUUCAGCAAUCAGCCAGAUCAAGCACCAGAGCACAUCAGCAAGGAUCUCUACAAAUCUGCCUUCUUUUAUUUUGAAGGUGUCUUUUAUAAUGAUAAAAGAUACCCUGAGUGCAGAGAUCUGAGCAGAACAGUUAUUGAGUGGUCAGAAUCUCAUGACAGAGGCUAUGGAAAUCUUCAGUCUGCUAAGAUGGAAGACUACACAUUUAAUGAUUUAUCCUUCAGAAUUGGCUUUCCGUAUCUUUUCUGCCACCAAGGGAACUGUGAGCACAUCAUCAUCAUCACAGAUAUAAGGCUUAUUCAUCAUGAUGACUGCCUGGACAGGAACCUCUAUCCCUUGCUAAUCAAGAAACACUGGUUAUGUACCAGAAAAUGUUUUGUGUGCAAAAUGUAUACAGCCAGGUGGGUAACCAACAAAGACAGUCUGGCACCAGAGGAUCCUUGUUUCUUCUGUGAUGUUUGUUUUCGAAUGCUUCAUUAUGAUGCAGAAGGCAAUAAACUGGGGGAGUUUCUUGCAUACCCUUAUGUUGAUCCUGGGAUUUUCAACUAGAACUGACAUCAGCCAGAAUGAGUUCAGUGAGAUGCAUCGAUGAAUCUGUUGUGGUGGCUGUUAAAGCCGCUGAACAGCUUGAGUGUUUUGACUUCUGGCUUUUCAGUUAGGCUUUUAUGCCUUUCCUCUGAGGUGGAAGGACACCCUUGCACUUGAAGUCUUUUUGGUGUGCUUUUCUGACCAAUAAAUAAAAGCAUGAUUGUAAAAGAUGUUAAAGAUACAUGGAAAAAAUGUGCUCAGAUAUGCACUUUAUUAAUAAAGUACAUUUUUUUAAUAUUC